Molecule: messenger RNA, 2060 nt
Organism: Chilo suppressalis (striped riceborer)
Lineage: Eukaryota; Metazoa; Arthropoda; Insecta; Lepidoptera; Crambidae
Source: the annotation of a GenBank genome assembly
UAUCAGUGCCGGGCGAGUAAGUGAUACAUACUAUACUACACAAGUUAAUUGCCGCAUUAGGCUGUGCGGUGUUGUAUCGCGCUCAUCUGCACCAAAAGCCUUCGGUUAGCGACAAGGAUUUCGCAAAAUGUUUAAACGAUAUUUAUCGUUACUCCUCCUGAUUGUGGACUUCGUGUACUCACAGGAUGCCAAUUGUGAUUUCUAUCAGAGUGUGGCUGUUGGAGUUACCUACACCGUGAAGAGUCCAAAUUAUCCGUAUUCGUACGGACGCGGGCAACAAUGCCGCUGGAUCGCGGACUGUCCCGUUGGCUAUAACUGCCGAUUGCAAUGCACUGAAGUCAACAUGCCACAGUCAACCUCCUGCUCGAUGGACCGACUUUUGGUGUCCAGGUCAGGAGAUCUGCAGCUGAACAAUGCCGACUACUACUGUGGUCAGGGACAGUUCACAUCGCUCUCAAUCGGAACUAGAAUUAGUAUGGGUCUCGUGGUAUCUCAGAGCAGUACCGGAGGUCGUUUCAGUUGUACUCUGCAAGCUGUAAAGCAGCAAACAUCAGGGACUUGCAGUUGUGGCUACAGGAAGCAGAACCGAAUCGUGGGCGGCGUAGAGACCGGUGUGAACGAGUACCCCAUGAUGGCAGCCCUGCUGGACCAGCGGACUGACGAGAUCAAGUGCGGCGCCGUCAUCAUCGACAAGCGCUACGUUCUCACCGCCGCGCAUUGCCUCGAGCAACUGGUUCCGAGCAAGCUGCUCGUAAUUGUUGGGCAACACUACGUGACUGAUGAAGCUAACAUCCCGGCUUCUGAUAAGUACGGUAUAUCGCAGUUUAUUAUGCAUCCGCAGUACUCGAGCUCUAACUACAACAACGAUAUGGGAUUAGUGCAGUUAAAUAGAGACAUCACGUUCAACGAUAGAGUGGGACCAGUCUGCUUACCCUUCAAGUUUACCAAUACAGACAUGACUGGGGCGAAACUGACUAUUCUUGGUUGGGGGACUCUGUACUUCGGUGGACCCAAGGCGAACGCAUUGAGGAAGGUGGAUGUGGAUGUGAUCAGCCAAAACACUUGCCGUAACACCGUACCCACACUGACCAGCAGACAAAUCUGCACCUUUACUCCAGGAAAGGAUUCUUGUCAGGACGAUUCCGGCGGCCCGCUGCUGUACACAGACAGCGCAACGGGCUUAUUGUUCAACAUCGGCAUCGUCAGCUCCGGCCAGUUCUGCGCCACCAACGGCCAGCCCGGCGUCAACACGCGCGUGCCCGCGCUGCUCGACUGGAUCCAAAGCAACACGCCCGGCGCUAAUUACUGUAUUAAAUAAGUUCUUAUAAACUAUUUAGUGUGUUUUAUUUCAUCUUCUACCCUACUCUUACUGCAAUUUAUACCCGUUAUAAAUUCCAUCUUCGGAAGAAUACUACUGUCACAAACGCUCUCGAAACGUAACCGCGAAAGUGCUAGAGAUCGAAUUUGCCAGAUCACCGCAGGUCGCGAUAGAGGUCGAGUAAUGCGGCUCAUUCUAAAAUGAGCCUUUUGCAGUGGGGCGUAAGGGAGAAAGUGCAACGACAUCUGCACUUGUUUACAAGUUAUGCGCGUUACCUGCGUAGGUAUAAUAGUACAGUCAAUCUGUAGGUUGAGUGGUGAAAAAAAAUAAAACUAGUUUUUACGGGUUAAUGCACGAAACUUUAUUUAUUUAUUGACGUUUCGUAGCCUUUACAGGCUACGUCGUCAGAAUAAAACUUUUAUUUAAUUUGUCGAGCUACCUUCGAAAGACUUUUAUUGAGCGUUUGGUUAUUUCAUUGUUCGAUUUUUAAGUUUUAUUGUCUAUGUAUGAAUUUAUUAUUUAAUUUACUUAAUAAAGUAUUUUAUUUAAAAUUCUUGUUUGUAAUUUUGAGUUUAUUUAUUUGACCCUAACUACGUAAACUACCACCGGUUCCAAAAUUGGGAGACCUUCCUGAGAAGAACCGGCGAAACAAACUCAAGAGAGGCUUUCUAUCUCCUUCUUAUGUUAAAUUAUGCAAACAAAAAGAACUAAUAGUAUCUGAUGGUCUUGCAGUGUGUGCUCG